Molecule: messenger RNA, 912 nt
Organism: Ruditapes philippinarum (Manila clam)
Lineage: Eukaryota; Metazoa; Mollusca; Bivalvia; Venerida; Veneridae
Product: putative nuclease HARBI1
Exons: 2
Coding region: 1-912 (303 amino acids)
Source: RefSeq, a predicted model, not a curated record
AUGGCUGACAAACAUCGGAAAAAGAAAAUGAUAAUAGCAUUAGCUAUUAAAAAACUUCUUAAUGCUUACAACACCAAUGCAUUAUUCUUCCUCAUGACACACAAUGACCCAGUGAUAAGAACACAUGAUAGUUUUCGGUCACUAGCAGACAGGUUUGGGGUAUCAACAUCUACCGCACACACAUGCUGUGGGAAUAUCGCACGGAAAAUAAGUUUGCAUUUAGUGAAGCGAUUUAUAAAGUGGCCACGGAAUGAAGCCCUGGACUCGGUAACUCAGGGAUUUUUGGAAAAAUGCAAGCUUCCGGGUGUAGUUGGUGCAAUAGAUGCAUGUCAUGUUCGAAUUACAGCUCCUCAAAUUAAUCCAGAAUCCUAUUACAACCGAAAGAAAUUUCAUUUAGUUAAUCUUCAAGCAGUAAGCGAUAAUCGUCUCUUGUUUCUCGAUAUAUUUGUUGGCUGGCCUGGCAGCAGUCACGAUGCACGAGUUUUCAAAAACUCGCCACUCUUUUUAGAAACUGCUGAAAAUGCUAUACCCUGCAACAAGUAUAUACUUGGAGACGCAGCAUACCCACUACUACCUUGGCUGAUGACACCAUUUAAAGAUUACGGAACUCUAUCAAGAGAAAAGCAAAACUACAACAAGCAGCACAGCAGGGGCAGACAGGUUGUAGAACGUGCAUUUGGCCAACUGAAAGGAAGAUUUAGACGUUUGAUACUGUUUUAUGUACACAAAAUAGAGCUGUUAGUUUACUGUAUAGUAGCUGUAUACGUUCUCCAUAAUGUCUGCAUCCUUAACGACGAUGAAAUAAAUGAUUUCUGUGAAGAACCCGAUAUAAAUGUGUAUGAUGGACUAAAUGAAGACAGAGAAAGUGGAAUCCUAUUUAGAGAUGACCUUGUCCGAUAUCUUUCGCAGUGA